Molecule: messenger RNA, 3692 nt
Organism: Orbicella faveolata
Lineage: Eukaryota; Metazoa; Cnidaria; Anthozoa; Scleractinia; Merulinidae
Source: RefSeq, a predicted model, not a curated record
CAUGGCUCUCAAAUCUUUAAUUUUAGGAGUGUUUUUCAACAUGUUCGUCGCGCAAAGCCAUUCCUUUUUAUCCGAGAGUCCUCCCUCGUAAGGACUCGAGGGGUUAACACAAUUGAAAGCAACACUGAGCUAUGCUGCUUGAAAAGAGCUUUUCGAAAUAAGCCUAGCCUAGACUUCUACAUAGCUAAAGCUCUGCAGAGUUGGAAAACUGAAAAUCCUAUAGGCUUACGCAUGACUUGAACAUCAGCUACGCCUGCAGAUCGAAUUGCUAUUUUUAACUUUAGAGUGUUUUUACAAAUUUUCGUUGCGCAACGACAUUGCUCUUUAUCUCACAAUCCUCCGUUUCUCCCUCCUUGGAAACUCUUCAUUAAACGAAUGAACCUGGAAACCCUGAAAACAAUCAGGGCAUGGCGAGAUGGUUCGCACUGAAUACAUGCAGAGCAUGCAACAGCAGGCUAUUUGCUAGCGCUGUAUUGGACACGGACUUGAUUCGCGGAUUUCCAUCACUCAUGGAUCUCCAAGACAAUUCAGCUACUUUUACGAGUCAAACCAUUUGAGUUCUUUUCUCAAAUUGUUUAGAAAUAAUAGGACUGAGUGGAGUCCAAUUCGCUCGGUAGUCAUACUUGUGAGUGGACUCCAAUCGGUCUUGUUACUGUUAUGACAGAGGCCAAAGGGCGUCUGCGUAGGAGACUUUAAAAYGGGUGGUGGCUUUCUAAAAUAGGAGUUUCGAAGAAUAUAAUGAAAGAUUGUGAAUCGAAACUUGAACUGAAGCAUCAAAAACAACUUAGUUUGUGACAACAUGUCAUACAUCUGAUACUCAUGAUAAAUCCGCCUUGACCUCAGUUGCUAAAGUAAAUCAGGAAUGAAUAGAAAGACAGAUGCAACUGAUAUUACUUGCAAGAGAUUAAAGAUAGCUUGGGUUACAGAGUCGCUAUAGCAGCGCAGACUAGGCAUGGCUCUCAGAUCGGUAUUCGCUUUUUCAGUUGUUUUCUUGGUCACGUAUUGUGAAGCCAAACCCGAGAACUAUAGUGAGACACGAUGCAAGCUUUUACCAGUUGGAGAAGGUUUUGCGUCUGAAUUUCGCAGCAAGGCUUCCGAGAAAGGUGUCAGGAUGGUCUACCUGAAUUUGAAGAUCGGUAACGACAGCCACCAUCCUUUAGAGUUACAGGACGAGUUUCUCGCGGAUAGAUGGGUUUGGGCUAAUAACAUCACCGAGCCCAUGCUAUCUUUGAACGACGACUACGAUAUCCUAUCUCUGGGUCUUCUGAAUUAUCAAGUGCGAAGCAUGGACGUGCAUUUGGAAGAUCAGCCAAGUGGAUGCUUAGCCAAUUUGAACGACUCAACACGCCAGAACAUGGCCGUCGGAAGAAUGCUGUUAGAAAAUGUGACGACUGAAAGCUCUGCGGAUCAACUAUCUGGCAAAAAUGAGGUGGUUUGUGUUGAAAUGUUAGAGGGCUACGACGGAAACAAAGGGAUUGUGUAUCGUCGUUGCUGUGGUAUAAAAACACCACGAACUAAUCAACCGAAUAGGCCUUCAGAGAUCCAGUGCGAUCUGACGGUUGAAAAAAGCGACUGGAUGGGCAUGUUUGAAGUCGUUCUUAUUGUUGUGUCUUUAGUCGUGACCUAUUAUCUCCCAGCGUUUCCUUUAGCACUGCCAGAUUACAUUUUCAGUCUUCAGUACGAGUGUGACAAGGAAGAUCGCGCGGAAGCGGAACAAAUAGAUAGUGCUGAAAAAGCUGAAUCCGACAUUCGCAUGAGAAAUGGCUACGAACAAAUAAUUACCGCCAGCAGAGAGGAAGAAGUUACAACUAAACUUAGUCACUGCACUGAAGAGGAGGAAAGUGGAGCAAGUGAAAUUCCUGUAGAUGAUUCGAGUCCAGUGACUUGUUCGGCUCUUUUGCGAGCAUAUAUCCAGAAACUGCCAGAUUUAAGGCUGUCAUUUAACAUCAAGUUAGCGGUCAUGUUGUACUGUAUUUUUCCAUGUGUCUUUUACGCACAGGUGGGUCUUUGGCUCACGCUUAAAAAGAAGUAUAUUUACGAAAGCUUAAAAAAAAGUAUACCGCUUUCCAGCCUUUCCGCUCCCUCUCUCAACAUCGAUCCUGUUGGUUUUCAUUUUCUCUGUGUCUUAGCAGCUUUAGAGGGUUUGGCACUCGUUUUGUUUUUGAGACCGAAGGAUUUACUAUUCAGGCAUGACAUGUGCCCCUUUUGCAGAUCCGGGACUUUUCUGAGUUUCGCUCUUCCAACAGUUGAUUUCCCAAGGAAAAGCCCAGACUCCAUUGGCAAUGAAAUACUUUGUCAUUUGAGAAGGGUCCAACAACUACCGGCUUUCGUUUGGAGUAAUUUAACACAGAAACAUAGUAAGUUUCUCUUGAAUUAUUUGCUUCUCUUUACCACUUGUUCAUUAUCAAUGGUUAACCAUCAUGAAUCAAGAUUGAAGCGAGCACUGUGCGUGUUAUACGUUUUAUUUUCUACGUUGCUCACUCUACUUAUGGCGCUGAUUUGGGGGAUAUGUGUUAACCUCCUGUUUUUAAUCUCCGUUUCUCUAUCAGUAUUUUUGUGGUCACCUUAUGGAACCCUAGGUCUGCUGUUUCUGAAUGCGGUGACUUCAAGAAAUUGCUGUACAGUUAAUAGGAAUGGUAAACGACUAGUGAUGACAAUUUUCUUUAUCAUUUUAAUACUUCUCUUAGUUGUCUCUCCUCUACUAAUCCUACUAAUGAACUCUAUCAGUUUUGUUAUGUACAUGGUAGAAUUCAUAAUAAUAGGACUAUAUCUCAACGCAGACAUCGUCACGCCUUAUGUCGCUUUCUUUCUUGUAGUGACAACAAAUACUUAUCUUUGUUAUUCUAAACUGCAGAACAGAUACAGGGAAUUCAAGGGACUCAUUUUAAAAUACAGGCAAAAAAAACAUAACAUCAGGAGUGGUGACCAGGACACAAUUCCAACAAGUCUGUUCUGGUCUGUCAGCGGCAGGGUUAUGCCCAUUGCCACUGAAACCGGCCGGAUGUUUCUCAACAUGGCUUUGAUUGUAAUCUUCUUAAGUCUAUUUUUAUCUGCAGUGCUCUUCUUCAAGAACACAUACAGCAUUUCAACAGUAAUGUCCACUGUAUCUGUGUUUGUUAGUGGCGUGAUUCCAGGGCUGUUCUUUAAAGGAAUAACAAAAGGGAAGGUGUUCAUUGGAUGGGAAAAAAUUAAAAUGAAAAGAGAAAUUGAAAUAGCUGUGGAAGAGUUUGAUCGAGAAAUAAACGGUGCAAACAGUGCUAGUGGCAUGAUCUCAGAGAUGAGGUACAGUGACAAAGUGUGAUAUUUCCUCUGUAUGAAAGAGAUUUUAAUUUGAAAAAGAGUUUUUUUUGGAAAGGGAACUAUCAUGAAUAUAACUUUGGAAAGUCAAUAUUUUCACUAAAUUAAAUUACUAGAAAGAGCACAUAAGUUAUAAAGAGUAUUUUAUAAAGAGUUAUUACUAUGGAUACACAAGGUGGUGGCGCCAAAUCACAUAAGUCUUCAGGGCUGUAGCUAGUAACUAGCAAACCAAGGCAGUCGCCUCAGUCAUAUGAUUUUUUUUUUUUUUUUAGUCAUCAUCACAAACACCCUAUGGACAUCAGAAGAGAAGCUAACAAUCCCAGUCAUAAUUUUUUCAUGGACAUAAAGUUAUCUAAGAGUUUUUUUCUGGCUAUGGCCCUGGUCUGGCAGACAUU